Molecule: messenger RNA, 1422 nt
Organism: Hemiscyllium ocellatum (epaulette shark)
Lineage: Eukaryota; Metazoa; Chordata; Chondrichthyes; Orectolobiformes; Hemiscylliidae
Product: muscarinic acetylcholine receptor M2-like
Exons: 1
Coding region: 1-1422 (473 amino acids)
Biological process (GO): adenylate cyclase-activating adrenergic receptor signaling pathway
Cellular component (GO): plasma membrane
Molecular function (GO): G protein-coupled acetylcholine receptor activity
Source: RefSeq, a predicted model, not a curated record
AUGAUCAAUACAUCAGCGAUAAAGGAAACUCUCAGUAACCUCACUGACUUGUUUCAUACUGAAGACACUAAUUCUCACAAACAUCUUGAAAUAAUCAUCAUUGUGAUUUUGGCAGGAUCGUUAAUUUCUGUAACAGUUAUCGGAAACAUGCUGGUCAUUAUUUCUAUCGCAUUCAACAGACAUUUGCAGACUAUUAACAACUAUUUUAUUUUAAGUUUAGCCUUCUCUGAUUUGAUUGUUGCUGUAAUAUGCAUGAGUCUAUACACUGUUUACAAUGCAUUUGGCUACUGGCCAAUGAGCCCAAUUGUAUGUGAUUUGUGGCUUGCCUUAGACCAUGUUCUUAAUAAUGCAUCAUCUAUGAACCUCGUUGUCAUGAGCUUUGACCGCUACUUCUGUGUCACAAAGCCCUUGAGCUAUCCUAUGAAAAGGACACCUCAGAAGGCAAUGAUGAUGAUCGCCACCGCUUGGGUGCUGCCAUUCAUCCUGUGGGCUCCUUCCAUUCUCUUAUGGCAUGUCAUUGUUGGGGAGCGGACAGUUCAUGAAGGUCAAUGUUACAUUCAAUUCCUUUCAAACCCAGUUAUCACUCUGGCUGUUCUUAUAGUGGCUUUCUAUCUCCCUGCUGUCAUCAUGAUUGUCUUGUAUGUGUGCAUAUCCUAUGCCAGUAAGAGUCGAAUAAAGGAUAACAAGGAAUACUCUGAAUCGUGCAAGGACACAUUACCUCCCAACUGCUUUCAGAAAAAGCCAACAAAACUAAUGAACAGCAUUGUAACAAAUGUCUCCCAAUGGUUGGUGCAUAUUAAAAUUCUGAAGAGCAAACUACCCAAUGAAACAACAACAAACACUUUUGUCCAAAGAGAGGUGAAUGUCGUUUCCAAUGAGAGAAAAUCAGUUAGUUCUGUGGCGUCAAGCCAAUUGAAGGAGGAAACAAUCCAAGAAAGCACAAAUAUUUCUACCAGAAAGAGUCACUUGCAGGCAGCCAAUGCCAACCUCUCUUGUGUAAUGAUACUGAGCCAAUCACACACUUCUAACGACUGCUACAGCACAGCAGAAACAGUGUCAGAUUUCACCAACAAGAACACGAAUGAGAGAGGUAGCAAAGAGGGCCAUCCCACCAUGAAUCCAUGCAAGACGCAUACUAAAAUAACAAAAGUAGGUGUAUCCCGAGAGAAGAAAGUGACAAGGACCGUCAUGGCUAUUGUGUUAGCAUUUCUUAUCACGUGGACCCCAUAUGUUUCCAUUCUGCUCGUUGACACAUUCUUUUCAGUCUCUAUCCCCAGUAUAGUCUGGAACCUAGGAUAUUGGUUGUGUUACACCAAUAGUGCCAUCAACCCGGUCUGCUAUGCACUUUGUAAUAAUACAUUCAAAAAAACCUUCAAAUAUCUUCUGUUAUGUCAAUACAAGAAUUUUGUUGCAGCAAGAUGA